This is a messenger RNA of Pseudomyrmex gracilis, 2172 nucleotides long. RefSeq names its product probable Xaa-Pro aminopeptidase 3. The record is from RefSeq and is a predicted model, not a curated record. The coding region runs from base 206 to 1729 and encodes 507 amino acids. Gene Ontology annotation, cellular component: mitochondrion. The transcript has 5 exons. Gene Ontology annotation, molecular function: manganese ion binding; metalloaminopeptidase activity. Lineage: Eukaryota; Metazoa; Arthropoda; Insecta; Hymenoptera; Formicidae.
UCCUAAAAUGCCGCUAAAGUCAUGCGGGAUUUGAAAAAAGUAACAACUUGUAUUAGUUAUAUUCUCUUAAAGGUUAUGUUGUGGCAAUAAAAAAUUAUGCUAAAUAAAAAUUAGUGCACACAUAUAGAUUAUUUAAAUUGUUCAAAUUAUAAAAUAACCAUAACCAACUUGUUUGCACAAUAUCAUAUAUUUUAAAACUUGAGAAAUGUUGAAUAGCAUUAAACAUUUACUAAAAUACAAUCCAAGUAAAUUGGGAUGUCAGUUGUUGGCGCGCUACUCAGCUGAGACAACAGUUAAAACUACUCUAAUUCAACAAGAAUGCACGCGAGAUACUUAUCUACAAGCGCCAUGUGGACAGCCAACUUCAAUAACUCAUCCUCACUUGUUAAAACAUGGAGAAGUGGUCCCGGGUAUAUCACUUCAGGAACUUAAAAGAAGACGUUCUAAAUUAGUAGAAAACAUUUCAGUAAACUCCCACACCAUGAAUAGACAACAUAUUGUUGUCAUACCUGCAGCAACUAAAGUCUAUAUGUCUGACAAAAUACCAUAUGUCUUUCGGCAAAAUACAGACUUCUUAUAUUUCUCUGGAUGUCAAGAACCAGACAGUGUCUUAGUGCUUGUACUUAAGGAAAACAACUCUUCAUUUACUUUGUUUGUAAGAGCAAAGGAUGAACAUUCGGAACUGUGGGAUGGACCAAGAACAAGUGUAGAAAUGGCGACUCAAAUAUUUGGUACAGAUCAUGCAUUGCCACUAACAGAGAUCGAACGGUUCCUAACUUCGCUCAUACAAGAGGACAGAAAAAGCAUCUUAUGGUAUGAUCAUGCUGAUGUUCUUCAACCUAUCUUACACAAAAAACUGUGUCAAUUGAUCAAAAUGACAGACACUCAAAUAUUUGCUUCCCCCAAGAACUUAUUUCAUCGAAUUCGCUUGAUCAAGAGCGAUUGCGAAAUUGAUUUAAUGCGACAAAGUUGCCAAAUAGCCUCAGAUUCAAUUGUAAAAACGAUUCAAAUCUCAAAACCAGGGAUGAACGAGCAUCAGUUAUUCGCUACUGUAGAUUACGAAUGUCGUAUGCGCGGGGCUGAAUACUUGGCGUAUCCGCCUGUUGUAGCGGCAGGAAAAAAUGCAAACAUAAUACAUUAUAUCAACAACAAUCAGAUCAUUCAAAACGGUGAUUUAGUUUUGAUGGAUGCAGGCUGCGAAUUUCAUGGUUACUCGUCCGAUAUAACGCGAACGUGGCCGAUUAACGGCAAAUUUACGCCAGAACAAAAAGUUCUGUAUGAAAUAGUGCUCGAUGUGCAGAAACGUUUAAUCGAAAGCUUGACAGAAAUGCCGUCAUUGGACGACGUAUUUCGUCGUAUGUGUCUUCUUCUGGGAGAAAGAUUACAAGAAAUCGACUUGAUACCGAAGAAAAUAGGGAAAGAUCAAUUAUUUGAGGCCGCGUACGCAUACUGUCCGCAUCACGUCAGUCAUUAUUUAGGAAUGGAUGUGCACGACACAGGAAAGAUAUCCAGAAGUAUAAGAACACAACCUGGCAUGAUAAUAACUAUAGAACCUGGUGUAUACAUCAGCUCAAAAAUGACUUCCGUACCGUCACACUUUCGUGGCUUGGGGAUUCGUAUAGAAGAUGAUAUCUUGGUCACGGCGAGUGGUCCAGAAGUUUUAACGAAACAUUGCCCAAAGGCAGUAGCGGAAAUUGAAAAUUUGGCGAGCCAAAAUCAAGAACGAUGAUCGUGUGCGUAAUUUUGCACAACUGCAAAUUCGAGCCAAUAUUUCUUUACAAUGCUUUAUACAUCGAUGUUUUUUAUCAACACAAUUUGUAUGGCGCAAUAGAAAAAUUUUAUAUUUUAAAUUGGAAUAUUGAAGUUCGUGAACUCUAAGAUAAGAUCAUAUCGCAAGCUGUAUUUUUCCACUAGACCACCAGCAGAGAAGUAUAAGAAGAUCACGCUCGAAAUUUGUAACUAUCAUGUUACAACAUAAACAUGGAGAAAAACCACGUUUUUCGAACUUUACUUGGUUUAGAUAAUAUGACCACGCAGAUAAGUCCACUUGAGAAGGAAAUACACUUCUGCUGUUAUUGUGUUGUCAAUGAUUGUAGUAAUCUGCCCUUGAUCUACAUGCGCGCGUAUACAUAUAUAUAGUACAUGUGUGACCAUAUUUUAUAUAAAAUAAAA